Manis javanica (Malayan pangolin) is the source of this 5691-nucleotide messenger RNA. It is a transcript of the gene ZMAT4, whose product is annotated as zinc finger matrin-type 4. NCBI's taxonomy places the organism in Eukaryota, Metazoa, Chordata, Mammalia, Pholidota, Manidae. The record is from RefSeq and is a predicted model, not a curated record. Gene Ontology annotation, molecular function: zinc ion binding; nucleic acid binding.
GAGCUGCUGAAAGGUCUGGUCGCAGCGACGGGAACGCGUAAUCCUCAGCGUGCUCCAGCCCGGCAGCAUCCUUCCACGGCUCGGCAGGGCAGCCAGCCUCUGGGCACCGGCCCCUCUGCUCCGCGGAAAAGCCUGAUGAAGUCCUCCGAUAUCGAUCAGGAUUUGUUUACAGACAGUUACUGCAAGGUGUGCAGCGCACAAUUGAUAUCCGAAUCUCAGCGAGUGGCUCAUUACGAGAGUCGAAAACAUGCAAGCAAAGUCAGACUCUAUUACAUGCUUCACCCCAGGGAUGGAGGCUGUCCGGCCAAGAGACUGCGGUCAGAAAAUGGAAGCGACGCAGACAUGGUCGACAAGAACAAGUGCUGCACACUGUGUAACAUGUCCUUCACCUCCGCAGUGGUGGCGGACUCCCAUUAUCAAGGCAAAAUCCAUGCCAAAAGGUUAAAACUAUUGCUAGGAGAGAAAACCCCACUGAAGACCACAGCAACACCUCUGAGCUCCCUUAAGCCUCCGAGGGUGGACACCGCCCCCGUGGUCACAUCUCCCUACCAAAGAAGAGAUUCAGACAGAUACUGUGGGCUCUGUGCAGCCUGGUUUAAUAAUCCUCUGAUGGCCCAACAACAUUACGAUGGCAAGAAGCACAAAAAGAAUGCAGCAAGAGUUGCUUUAUUAGAACAACUCGGGACAACUCUGGAUAUGGGGGAGCUGAGAGGUCUGAGGCGCAAUUACAGAUGUGCCAUCUGCAGUGUCUCUCUAAACUCAAUAGAACAGUAUCAUGCCCAUCUGAAAGGAUCUAAACACCAGACCAACCUGAAGAAUAAGUAGUGAGAGCAUCAAUCAAAACAUGAGAAAAAAUGUCAGGAUUUCUCUGCCAUGGAGAAUUGCUGGUCAACCACCAGAAGAGGAUUCUUUCCUAAACAAUGAACAUUUCUUAUGAGGACUCACAGAUGAACAUAUAACUAAUUUUAGUUUUGGAAAGUGAAUGAGUUUUAUUUUCUGCUUUUUUCUUUCUUUUUUUUUUUUUUUUAGUUUUGUGGUGUUAUGGUAUUUGGAUGGAUUUUUUUAAGUCUGUCCUGAUAAUAUAUUUAGCACAUGUUCUAAAUUACAAUCCUGUAGCCAACAGUGGGAGCAUCAUUUGAGCUUAAAGACAAUGGAAAAAUCUCAGUUUCCAAUGUAUUUCAGAUUCCUUCAGCAGUCAAUUAUUCUAUUAAGUCUUUGAUUGAGAUAGAAACAAAACCACCUCCAUCAAGAAACAAACAGUGUUCUUUCAUUAGGUUGAACAUGAUUCGUGGUCAUCCAUGUGCACAGAACCAGAAUGAAUCACUAUUAGUAGAAGAUACACCACAGACACGAACGCCCAACCUACUCAUGUCACCUUCACGUAUGUGAGCCACAUUUGCCGUCUGAACAGUGAGAAUGAAGAGGGCACAUGAAGGAAGAAUCCUCAUCCUUUUUUUCUGAUCAUUCAAAGAGCCAUUUCUCAAGGUUAAGCCAAGUCCUCUUUGCAAGCUGCCAAAAUAAUAGUUUAGGAAAAGAAUUCGUUUGCCUGCAUGAUGAUCUUCUUAGGCAAAAAACAUCUUUAACAGCAGUUGACCUCGGUGAAAUGUUUUCCGAAAGGCAUCCAAAAGAUUAUACAUCCCAGAAUCGGAGGGAAAUAAAAGCCUGUCUGUUAUAAAGCUGGCCUUAAUGCUGGGCUUUAAUGCGGUGCUUUGGAAAGAACUGAGCACAUUCUGAAGAGAUGCCAGCCCUGUUUCUCACUGAAGUUCUCUUGCUGAGCCAAGACUCAGUCACUUUGGAAAGAAUACCUCUAGCCAGGAUGGCAAACAGUAACGCUAUUACUCCUCUAUGGGGCACGUCUCUGAGUGUAAAUCAUAAAGUACUCUGUCUAGAUUGAAUUCUUCUCUGCCAUGACUGGAUUUGGUGUCCUGUAGGCUCUGCUCUGGCUGGGGCUGCCCUCGGUCCAUGGUGACCCACCACAGGCAACUGAUCUCCUCCUGGUGACAGGGUUUUCUGGACGUCUAUUGUUUUUCCACAGAGAGCCAAGGUGAUUCCAACUCAGGCGAAAAAGGACAUGAUUUAGAGAUGCACUGUGUUGUUAUUAAUGUGCUUGGAAUUUGGCACCAUUCCUUUGAGGAGGGCCCGCUCAGGAAGGGCCAGGAUUGCCGGCUUCACUGCAGUGGCCAUGUGUUGUCCCAUGGCAAAGAGGAGGGUUUGACGGGAAGCAACCUAUUUUUGCUGUUUUAGAAAGCACAGUCAGGAGGUACAGACCUCCAAUGAUGAUUUUUCUUCGAAUGUGUAAAAUAAGGCUUUAUUGGUCAAUUCUGCUGUAAAAUAAGCACUGUCCAAGUAAAAAAAAAAAAAAAAAAACUAUUCUGCUUCUAUUUCUGUUUAGUGAAUGAGCUCAUACCCUUGAGUGUAUUUUGUUAAAAUAACCAAAUAUAGAUGAGCCUAUGAACAUAGAUCUCUUUUGCUUUACAGAGAGGUUAUGCCAACCCCUUAAUAGAUAAGCUUCCAGAUAUAAUAAUCACAUUAUUUCAGAAUUCCUCAUCUAGCUACCAUUGCUUCUUGGCACCCUGUCAUGUGACAGUGGAUGCCUGCCAGAGGCUUUCUUGUUUUCAUAUCUCCUUCUUUAUUUUGCCCAUGCAGAUAAGGGAAAUUAUCAUUCCAGUAUACCAAGUAGGUGAUGUGUUCCACCUUAAACAAAAAGAGCGUUAUUUCUAUUUUGGAAAAUUGUGAAUGAAAACCUCCCUGCUUGGGGAACUAGCUGUUGUUCUUUCCUUUUUUUGUGGGGGUGGGGGGUUAUGAUUAUAUUUGUUUAAUAAGUCACAGGCCAGCUCACUGUGGAGGUGCUCAGGUAAAACCACCUGAUUACAGCUGAGAUUCCAGGACAGACAAGAAUGAGUCCAGGAAUUUCCUAAACUCUCAGUUUAGGAAUCUAGGGACAAAUUCUCUGUGAAAGAGUGAGACUGUCUAAAUUAGCCAUAUUUACAGUACUUCCCCUGUUCCAAGGGCUUGCAGUAAUGCCAGCUAACUAACCAAGUACUCCUAUUUGACAUUUAGCUCAAGUGAGGGAAAAAUUAUUCAGAAUUAACAUAACGCAGGAGCCUUGGCAUCCUUAUAUUAGAGGAAAAAUUUUGUAGUUAAAAAGAUAUUUGGUAAGUGGUUGCAAUCAUCUCAACUACUCCUACAGUCCUAUUCAUUCAAUUCACUUACUUUGCAAAGUUUUUCUUUAAGCACAGGGGUAAGCUUCAGGCCAGAAAUGCCACGGCAGUGAACCCCAAAUUAAUGAGCUGCCAUUAUGAAUAGUCUCUGCAGUCCAGUGCACUAAUAAAUAUGAUUAUAGCAUAAUCUGCUAAGUAGGGAGAACUACAGUGACCCCUUUUGCUGGUAAAAGUAGUAAUAAAACUGGCAUCUGCAAUUGCUUGGCUGCAAAGACCCAGAGGAUAUGUUUGUCAUUUGCCUCUUAGGUAGGUGACAUAGCAACAUAAAUUGGAACUGCGAGAGUCUUUAUCCCUUUUCAGUGAAGUGAGUUUAUGAGACCAAUCAGAUCAAGUGAGGAAAGAUAUGGGACAGGUGAACAAUGCUAAUUCUCCAGAAGGGAAGUUUAAGACUCAGGGGAAAGGGGUGUCACCCCCCAGGAAGUAUUUCUGGCAAUAUGAGAACAGUGUCUUAGAGCUCCAGUAAGGCAAUAACCUUUCUACACUGUUGUGCAUUCCAUCCAGGCUAAAUAUUCAUGGUUUGUUUGACCAGCUUCUACCAAGAACUGAUUGCUAUUCUUCUGUGACCAGAAUGAGAAGAGUUUGUGGGGACAGAUGCUUUUUUCUUUUUCUGCUUCUCACUUCAUUCAUUCCUCCUGAAGUCAUGCUAAACUACCUCAUAGAUUUAUGGUUUGGAUUAGCUCUCUAAAAGUCAAGAGCUUAUGAAGCAUAAAUCUCUGUGUAAAUGCUGCUUUUGUUUGUGGUUUUUUUGGCUUCAUAUAUACAUGUCCAAUGAACUCCCUGGAUAUUUCCUUGUAAUAUUUAUCAAAGUUUGUAAUAUUUCAUUGUAAUAUUUUUUGAACUUAUCAAAGUUUGGCUUAAAUUUUCUAUGUAAAUAUCUUGAUGUGAAAUGAAACCUGGAGAGACCCAGCAUGAAUUGAGAGCAUCAAACUCAAGUCUAGCAAAUGUAGCAUCUAAGGAAACACAAAGCAUCUAGAAUCAAAACCAAAAUGUUUUCUUAAGCCAAGUUUAAAGCAUUCUCAAAGGUUGGUGGGGUGGGGGGGAGCAGUCAAUACUAGUUUGAAAAAGUGUAUUAAGUCCUUUUGUAUUAUAAUAGUUAAAAUGCCAAAAAUUGUCCAUGAUUUAUAUUUAAAAUUAAUUAGAAUGGGUUUAAGAUUAUGCCGGUGAUAACAUAGCCCUUAAUUUCUUUACAUGCUGAGUAAAAUGCAGAGGAAAAAGCCCACAUAUUUCUCAAUAUCUGCAAGAGAGGUUGUGCAGAGGACCAUCUGCCUUGUUUGUGUCUUCCUAGAAAAAUGUUGAACACUGUUGUCUUGAAGGAUAUAACCUAAAAAGAAAACAAAGGAGUUAAUAUCCAACAGUUUCUUAGUAACAUCAUCCGAAGGCUCUAUGGCAACUAGUUAAAAAGUAAUUUUACCCCCGGCUCUACUUUCCUGCCAUUUUCCCCUGUAUAAUAUAUUACUCCUUAGUCACUAUUCCAACUAGCAGUUUCAUUUGCUAAUUUCAAAUGCCUCCACUUCAUUAGCAAUUCAUUCUGACCUUUAGAAACCACACUCUGUAAUCUUCACAUUAUAUGAGUGAAGGGAAAAAAAUCUAAUUUUUCUGUCUCUGUACCAUCAUUAGCAGGUUAUGUUAUUUCUGAACAACAAACAAUUGUCAUGUGCCAAACUUACACCCUAACUGUGACUGUUUGAACAAACUUACUCCCCAAUUGUGACUUUCUGAAGUCCUUGUUCAAGUAUUGUCUUCCCAUGUGUGGUCAAUCAGCAAGGGCUGAUUCAACUUCAGGAAGGUGAAGUGAUCUACAGUGUUGUACAUUUGGCUGUUAAAUUUAUUCAUUUUUUAAUUAAAGAAACAAAUUAAAUGCUAUACACAAUAAUGAAGUCCCCUCUUGCAUCCUUGCUAUUUUGAGACUCCUGGCACAUUUUUUACUUGAAUUUUGGCUCUUCAGAUGAUUAAAAAUCAGACUGUAAGACCACCAAUGAUAAGCAAGAUAAGGUUUCUUUGUAGCGGCCAACUUUUCUGUGGCAGAUUCUGCUUUUCAAAGUAAAUUUUGUUAUUGCAUGUUCUUGUAUUUCUUGAAAUUGUCUUCAUGUCUGAGUGGGAUGUUAGUCAGUGUGAAAAUGAUAGUAGUGUUAAUGAUUUUCUUGCUGAGGGUCCAAAGAAUGCCAUGUUGGGUCAACCCCAUGUCCCCAUCAGUCCACAACUAUGGCUGUAAAUAAUCUCCAAAAAGUUCCAAAUGGGAGGAGGUGAGUAGCUUCCCUAAUAUUAGUUCCAAGGAAAUGUUUAAUGCUGAGUAUGUGUAUAUAAACAAGGGAACAGGGUGGUUUUUCUGUUUUGUUAAAAAUGUAAUCUCUCUGAGCUUGAAAAUAAUGGAAUGCAGGGUGGUCAUCUUACAGUGAAUACGAUCUACAGAAGCUCUCGUGCUAGACAGCAUGACCGGAGCAUCAGGAUAGCACAUCCAAUAGAGCAUAGA